AUGAGGGCCAAACGUUCCAAGAAGUAUCGCAAGCUUAUGCACCAGUAUGAGCUCACAUUCGGCUUCCGUGAUCCAUACCAAGUGCUUGUGGACUCGAAUUUCCUGCAGCAGGUGCACAAUUUCAAGAUGGACCUUUUGCCUGCGCUGGAGAGGACAGUCCAGGGCAAGAUCAAACCACUUCUGACCAAAUGCUCUCUCGCUGCCAUCACCGCUGCUCAGCCUAUCAAUCCCAAGACCGGCAAACCCUUCCGUCCCUACCACCUCCCCCCACCGACAGUACUCCCUCUCCGCCACUGCUCACACAACCCCGAGUCAGAGCCUAUCGAUGAGAUCGACUGCCUUCUCUCGUUGCUGUCACCGAACGCGGAGGCCAAGAAGAACAAGGAGCAUUAUAUUCUGGCAACCGCGGACCCGGCCGUGAAGAAGUCAGGCAACAAUAAUGACAACCAGCAGCGCAAGCGCAAGCGCGACGAGGAGCGCGAAGAAGAACAAGCUCUGCGUCGUGCCCGCAACUUGCGCGUUCGUGCGCGCUCCAUCCCCGGUGUUCCUAUCAUCUACGUCAAGCGUUCCGUCAUGGUCCUGGAGCCUAUGAGUACGCCAUCGGAGAAUGUCCGUGAGGGUGUGGAAAGAGAUAAGUUCCGUGUGGGCCUGCCCGAGCCUGAGCCCAAGAGUACAGAUGCCACGGAAGGCGCAGCGAAGAAGAAGAUACCCGGAUUGAAGAAGGCCAAGGGACCGAACCCACUUAGCGUGAAGAAAUCGAAGAAGCGCCCGGCGGAAAACAAUGCUGCAAAGACACCUAAGAAGAGUGAUGGUGGGGAAGCCUCGAAGGAGAAUGACGCAGGUGAUCAGCCGGAUGGUGAGGAGACUGGUGGCCCCAAGACUAAGAGGAGACGGCGGCACCAUAAGGGUGGUCCUCGCGAGGAGAAUGAGGCUGGUGCGCCAUCGACGGAGGCUGGUGAGGCUAUGGAGGUUGACGCAUGA
Penicillium daleae is the source of this 981-nucleotide messenger RNA. RefSeq names its product rRNA-binding ribosome biosynthesis protein UTP23. Lineage: Eukaryota; Fungi; Ascomycota; Eurotiomycetes; Eurotiales; Aspergillaceae. Gene Ontology annotation, cellular component: small-subunit processome; nucleolus. Bases 1 to 981 code for a protein of 326 amino acids. The transcript has 3 exons. The record is from RefSeq and is a predicted model, not a curated record. Gene Ontology annotation, molecular function: small ribosomal subunit rRNA binding.